UCAAUAACAUUAGUAACAUAGCAGUGUUUGCUGGGUUUCUCUACUUGCUAUGGUUAGUGUACUGAUUCUGAGGAACCCUUCACCUUUGUUGUAAUCGGUCACCGGAGCUUCUACACUUGAUCGUAUUCGUCAGUAAUAACAAACAAAGGGUCCAUCCAUCAACUUUCUCUUUCCCCUCCCAUUUUUCAAUUCAACAUAUCUGAUAUUCCAACUUUCUGAACUCAAUUGAAACGAUGAAUAGAAAGGGAAAAAAAUAAUAGUGUCACUAAAUUUUAACAUGCUUGCAGGUUCUUCUAUUCGCUUUGUCAAAUGGAAAGUGUUUAAAUCUGGUUCAUAAUCUUCUAGUAGUUUUUUUCAACCUGGAUAGGAUGAUGGAUCACCAAUCUGGCCAGGGAUUUGAUUCGGAUGGCAGUGACUUUGAUGUGUUAGCAGAAAUCAGUGAGAAACAUGAGAAAGUAGAAGACGAAUUUACAAACAGUUUAGAAUUAUGUACAGGUGAAGAUAAAGAGUUUGUCGAACAACCUGUAGCAGAUUCGGACACAUUAGAACCAUUCAUAGGCAUGCAGUUUAACUCAAGGGAGGAAGCCAGAGGAUUCUACGAUGGCUAUGGUAGGAGGAUAGGAUUUACAGUACGGAUACACCAUAACCGCCGUUCGCGAGUAAAUAACGAGCUUAUUGGUCAAGAUUUUGUUUGCUCAAAAGAAGGUUUUCGUGCAAAAAAGUAUGUGCACAGAAAAGAUAGAGUGCUCCCUCCUCCACCGGCCACCCGAGAAGGUUGUCAAGCCAUGAUAAGGUUGGCUUUACGGGAUGAAGGGAAGUGGGUUGUCACCAAAUUUGUGAAGGAACAUACACAUAAACUGAUGAGUCCUGGUGAAGUUCCGUGGCGAGGAUCCGGGAAGCACUUGGUUAGUGAGGAUGAGAAAGAUAGGAGAAUCCGUGAGCUAUCACUUGAGUUGCACAACGAAAGGCAAAAGUACAAAAGACGUUGUGCAGCGUAUGAAGAACAGUUAAAUACGAUUCUGAACGAUUUGGAAAAGCACACAGAACACAUCUCUAAAAAGGUUGCUGAUGUAGUCCAAAAUAUAAGAGAGAUUGAGGAAGAAAAAUCAGAUUCAGAUGGCAGGUAAUUGAUGCCAGUAUAUUCCAUUCUGCCAGACAUUCUGGUGAGAUACUUGGUCCUAUUCGCAAUUUGAAGUUUUCAAACGUAAUUCUAUCAACAUUUGGCUUGAAGUUGUGUAGUGGUAAUAUUAAAUCUUCAGGCAUCAUAUAGGUUAAUGGGAAAUUCAUUUUCCGGUGUGUAUCAUGUCCGGGAUUAGGUGCUUAAAUUUUUAACUUUAACAUGUUGAAAAGUGUUUCCCUUGUGAGUACCAUAGCCAUUGUAUCCUUGCAUUAAUUGUAAUCAAAUGUUUCCAGCUGCACAUUUUGAUUUAUCACCAAUACAGCAAGUGAAUGAGCAUUUACCUUUUCCAA
Molecule: messenger RNA, 1470 nt
Organism: Medicago truncatula (barrel medic)
Lineage: Eukaryota; Viridiplantae; Streptophyta; Magnoliopsida; Fabales; Fabaceae
Product: protein FAR1-RELATED SEQUENCE 5
Exons: 3
Coding region: 369-1127 (252 amino acids)
Source: RefSeq, a predicted model, not a curated record